AUGAGUGGCCGCGCUGCCAAGGAGAUGCUCAGCACUCACAGCAGCCCUCUCCUGGCGGAGCGCCUGCCCAGCAGAUACAAACUCUACAAAGAGUCAGAGCUCACCAGCCCCAGCUGGCCCUCCAGCCCCCAGGACACGCACCCAGCUCUGCCCCUCCUGGAAAUGCCUGAAGAAAAGGAUCUCCGGCCACCCAGUGAAGACAGCCACAUUGUGAAGAUUGAAAAAACCAGUGACAGGAGUAAAAGGAGAGAAAGCAAGGUGGCCCAUCGAGGCUCAGCCCACCAGGAAGGCAUCAGCCUCUUCCAAGCAGUGGGCUACCUCACAGGCGAAAUGAAGGAGUGCCGGAACUGGCUGAAAGACAAGCCACUGGCAUUCCAGUUCACCGACUGGGUCCUGAGGGGGACCGCUCAGGUGAUGUUCGUCAACAACCCUCUGAGCGGACUUGUCAUCUUUGUUGGGCUCCUGAUCCAGAAUCCCUGGUGGACCAUUGCCGGAGCACUGGGGGCAGUGGUCUCGACCUUAACUGCCCUCGCCCUGAGCCAGGACAGGUCAGCCAUCUCCUCAGGACUCCACGGGUACAACGGGGUGCUGGUGGGACUGCUGAUGGCCGUGUUCUCCAAGAAACUAGACUACUACUGGUGGCUUCUGUUUCCUGUGACCUUCACAGCCAUGGCCUGCCCAGUUCUUUCUAGUGCCUUGAAUUCCAUCUUCAGCAAGUGGGACCUCCCUGUCUUCACGCUGCCCUUCAACAUCGCCGUGACCCUGUACCUGGCAGCCACAGGCCACUACAACCUCUUCUUCCCCACGACACUAGUGGAACCCGUGUCCUCAGUACCCAAUAUCACCUGGACAGAGAUUGAAAUGCCCUUGCUGCUACAAGCCAUCCCUGUCGGGGUCGGCCAGGUGUACGGCUGUGACAAUCCCUGGACAGGUGGCGUGUUCCUGGUGGCUCUGUUCAUUUGCUCGCCACUCAUCUGCUUGCACGCCGCCAUUGGCUCCAUCGUGGGGAUGCUGGCAGCCCUGACAGUGGCCACACCCUUCGAGAACAUCUACCUGGGCCUCUGGAGCUACAACUGCGUGCUGUCCUGCGUCGCCAUCGGGGGCAUGUUCUACGCCCUCACCUGGCAGACCCACCUCCUGGCCCUCGUCUGCGCCCUGUUCUGUGCAUACGUGGGAGCCGCCCUCUCCAACAUAAUGUCAGUGGUUGGAGUACCGCCAGGAACCUGGGCCUUCUGCCUCUCCACGCUCACCUUCCUGCUCCUGACGACCAACAACCCUGCCAUCUACAAGCUCCCUCUCAGCAAAGUCACCUACCCAGAGGCCAACCGCGCUUACUACCUGACGGUGAAAAGCAGUGAAGAGAAGUCCCCCAGCGGCAGCGGUGGGCAGCAGCCAGCCACAGCGAGCCCCAAGGCCGACGAGAGCUCAGAGGCCGUGCUCCCCAAGCCCAGGAGUGUGUUCCACAUCGAGUGGCCAUCCAUUCGGAGAAGGAGCAAAGUCUUUGGAAGAGGCGAACACCAGGAAAGACAAGCCAAAGACCCGUUUCCCUAUCAAUACCGGAAGCCCACAGUCGAGUUACUGGAUCUGGACAUCAUGGAGGAGAGUGUGGAGAUCAAGGAGGAGGCCAACAUGCCCAAGACCUCCUGGAUUCAGAGUUCCCUGGCCACCAGUGGCAAAAGAGUCAGCCGAGCCCUCAGCUACAUCACAGGAGAGAUGAAGGCCUGUGGAGAGGGACUUAAAGACAAGUCCCCGGUGUUCCAGUUCCUGGACUGGGUGCUGCGGGGCACGUCUCAGGUGAUGUUUGUGAACAACCCCCUCAGCGGCAUCCUCAUGGUCCUCGGCCUGUUCAUCCAGAACCCCUGGUGGGCCCUCUUGGGCUCCGUGGGCUCCGUGGUGUCCACUUUGACAGCCCUCGUCUUGAGUCAGGACAAGUCAGCCAUCGCCGCAGGCCUCCAGGGGUACAACGGGGUGCUGGUGGGGCUGCUGAUGGCCGUGUUCUCAGACAAGGGCGACUACUACUGGUGGCUCCUGCUCCCUGUCAUCAUUAUGUCCAUGUCCUGCCCCAUCCUCUCCAGUGCCCUGGGCACCAUCUUCAGCAAGUGGGAUCUCCCUGUCUUCACGCUGCCCUUCAACAUCGCCGUGACCCUGUACCUGGCAGCCACAGGCCACUACAACCUCUUCUUCCCCACGACACUGCUGCAACCUGCCUCCUCCGUGCCCAACAUCACCUGGUCUGAGGUCCAGGUGCCCUUGCUCCUGAGAGCCAUCCCUGUUGGAAUUGGCCAAGUGUAUGGCUGUGAUAACCCCUGGACCGGAGGCCUCUUCAUCAUAGCUUUGUUCAUUUCUUCACCUCUCAUUUGCUUGCACGCUGUGAUUGGAUCCGCCAUAGGCAUGUUAGCAGCGCUCACCAUCGCCACGCCCUUUCACUCUAUCUACUUGGGCCUGUGUGGCUACAACAGCGCCCUGGCCUGCAUCGCCAUCGGAGGCGUGUUCUAUGUCAUCAACUGGCAGACGCAUCUGCUCGCCGUGGCCUGUGCACUGUUCACGGCCUACCUGGGUGCUGCCCUGGCUAACAUGUUUUCUGUGUUCGGACUGCCACCCUGCACCUGGGCCUUCUGCCUCUCGGCACUCACCUUCCUGCUCCUGUCGACCAACAACCCCACCAUCUACAGGCUCCCUCUCAGCAAAGUCACCUACCCAGAGGCCAACCGCGCCUACUAUCUGUCCCAAGAGAAAAACAGAAGAGCAUCAAUCCUGACAAAGUACCAAGCUUACGACGUCUCCUAA
Molecule: messenger RNA, 2787 nt
Organism: Condylura cristata (star-nosed mole)
Lineage: Eukaryota; Metazoa; Chordata; Mammalia; Eulipotyphla; Talpidae
Gene: SLC14A2
Product: solute carrier family 14 (urea transporter), member 2
Exons: 19
Coding region: 1-2787 (928 amino acids)
Biological process (GO): urea transmembrane transport
Cellular component (GO): membrane
Molecular function (GO): urea transmembrane transporter activity
Source: RefSeq, a predicted model, not a curated record